Didymodactylos carnosus is the source of this 2004-nucleotide messenger RNA. The record is from the annotation of a GenBank genome assembly. NCBI's taxonomy places the organism in Eukaryota, Metazoa, Rotifera, Eurotatoria, Philodinida, Philodinidae.
GUCAACGGCUGAUCAAGUUUUUUAAUUGCAAACCGUUCAUCCUUAUUCACAUCACGUGAACAUCUUAAAAUACCGGAUAAAAAUUGGUACGAUUAUGAAAAGAAAUCCUAAUUUGUUUUAUAUAAUCCUGAUUCCUAAUUCAACUGCUGUAGAAAAACGUUCCAAAAUCAAUAAUAACAAGAAUAACAGAAGAAGAAGAAGCAAUUUUUACAGCUUAUGAUCGUUAUUCACAUACCACCAUAUUCCACUUGACAAAUUUUACAAUUUAUUUGAGCAUAGUAAAUCGGUGUUGAAUAAUUGUUGUAAUCAUUUACCAAUGCGUUUAUUUCGAACGAAACAGUCUCGAACUCUUGAUCAUAUUUGUAAUGACAAAUCAACAGAAGCAACGGCCAUAACUAUCAAAACAAAAUUAUCCAAUCUUACAAAAAUUGUACGAAUUCGAUUAAUUUUUGUCAGAAUUGGUUGGUAUAAAAAAGAUUUUAACAUAUAUAGUAAAAUGAAUGUUUUAAUCUUCAUUUAGGUGAAAUUGAUACAUUGAAUGAAAGAUAUCAAGCUGAAGCGUGUAUCGAAGCAAGAUGGACAGAUACAGCAAUAGUAUUGAGCACACUAGAUUUAACAUCUCAACAAGAACAACAACUAGCCGAAGGAAAAACGAUACGAAUAACCGAUUUAAAUUCAACUAUUCAUUGGACACCAGAAUUGUUUAUUGAAAAUGCCAUUGGACAAAUAGGUGAACAAGCAAAAUGGUUUACAAUUAAAAAACUUGAUCAGCCGUUGACAUGCGCAUUAGCAACAAUAUCAACGACAUUAAAUAUAGAAAUAUGUGAACAUCGACGAAUUAAUGGUGUAUUUUGGGAAAAAUUAGAAUUAAAUCAUUUUCCGGCUGAUGUACAAGAUUUAACAAUAUCAUUGACAACUCAUCACUAUGUUGAACAUGUUAUAUUGAAAGAAGAUGAAAAUUUAUCAUCAGGAGUUAAUCGUGAAGCAUUCGUUGAUCAACAAGAAUGGAUUUUAUAUGAACAUGUAGCCACAGAUAGACGAGAAAUAAAGGAAGAAUAUUCAUUGGAAGAAGAAUCUUUAGAACAAAGAAAACAUCCUGUAUUCUCCGUCACCUGUCGAGCAGCACGCCGACCCCUCUACUAUUAUUGGAAUGGAUUUUGUCUCAUAUUUCUAAUUACUGUCUGCUCAUUUUGUAUAUUUGCUAUACCACCACAGCAUCCUCAAAAUCGUAUACAAACAACAUGUACCCUAUUACUAACAUCGAUAACAUUUCGAUGGGUCGUCAACCGUUCGCUACCUACAAUAUCCUACUUAACAACGUUAGAUAAAUAUGCCAUUGUUUCAAUCAUGAUUCUCGUUUUGAUGUGUAUUUGGCAUUCUAUCAUUGGUCACAUCACAUUUUUAACUCAAAAUGAUCCUAGAAUGGUGAUAAAAAGUAUUUUAAUUGAUCGUUAUAUAUUCAUCGCAUUAGUUAUUAUCUACUGUAUUAUUCAUGUAGCACUUGUCAUUUGGCUAUUUAAUGUACCGUAUAGACGGCGUCGAGAAAUGGAACGUCUCGAUCACGAAUAUAUGAUAAAAUUAAGAAAUAAAUGUAAAACUGUGGCUAAUAUUAUUAAAGUAACCAAUCAAAUUCGACGACCAACAAAUGGAUUGUCUAAUAGUCUGUCAGCAAAUGAUAGUACUAGAUCAAGUAGUGAUGAUGGGGGUGUGAUUCCACCGCAUGAUAUCAUACAUCCGUCAAUAAUGAUGACAGUAUCAAAGGAGAAUAUCCAACCAUACAAUCAAAAUCAAGAUUCUGUUAUAAUAUCAGAUAGUCACAUGAUUGUACCAGUUAAUAAUUCAAGACAAAAAAUUCAAGAUAUUCUUCUUCGAGAACAAGAUGAUGAUUAUUAUGACCAUCACAACGAUAUAAAUGAUGAAAGAAAAAAUACGUGUGUACAACCUGUUAGAGAACCAGUUUCCGUGCAAGAUCAACCAAGAACACAUUUGUUUAAGAGGAAUUAA